Messenger RNA from Cuscuta campestris, 1093 nucleotides. The record is from the annotation of a GenBank genome assembly. Lineage: Eukaryota; Viridiplantae; Streptophyta; Magnoliopsida; Solanales; Convolvulaceae.
UCGUUCAUUCAAACUCCGCAUUUCAUAACCCAGCGUUCGAUCUACGCUCUGCACAUUUCAAAAGUAUAAAUUUUAUAUACAGAGAAUCCCGAAUUUGACUGUUCUGCAGAAAACUCCAUGGAAAGUUCUUGUCUUGCGCGACUUGUUCCACUUGAAGCAGUAUUAUUCGACAUUGAUGGAACUUUAUGUGACACUGAUCCAAUCCACCUUAAUGCAUUUCGCGUAAUGCUUCAAGAGAUAGGCUACAAUGAUGGCGUACCGGUUGAUGAGGAAUUUUUUAUCAAAAACAUUUCUGGCAAACACAAUGAUGACAUUGCUGCUUUCCUUUUCCCCGAUGAUCAUGCAAGGGGUCUAAAAUUCAUGGAGGAUAAAGAAGCUCUGUUUCGAAGAUUGGCAAGGGAAAACCUGAAGCCCAUUGAUGGCUUAGACAAGGUGAAGAACUGGAUUCAAGAUCGCGGCUUGAGACGAGCCGCAGUAACAAAUGCACCCAGGCCAAAUGCUGAAAUGAUGAUCCAAGUACUAGGCCUUGCAGACUUCUUUGAAGCUGUUAUAGUCGGGAGCGAGUGUGUGCGUGCAAAACCAUUUCCUGACCCAUACUUGAAGGCGCUCGAAGUCCUCAAGGUUUCCAAGGACCAUACCAUAAUUUUCGAGGAUUCCGUUUCGGGAAUAAAAGCUGGGGUGGCUGCCGAGGUGGCCGUUAUUGGCUUGACCACUCAAAAUCCUGCCCAUUUACUGAUGGAAGCAAAGCCUGCACUCCUCAUCAAAGAUUAUGCAGAUCCUAAACUAUGGGCAGUUCUUGAAGGUAUUGAUAAAAAUGCUUGUACACGGAUUACCGCGUAAGAAUUGCAUUUUAUGCAUUGAUAUACAAUAAAACUGAAGCUAGUUCAGCAAAUACUUCAUAUUCAAGGGGAGUUCUCCAGUGUAGGACCGGUGCUCCGGUGAUAUAUUUUUUCGAUAUAUUUUGAUGAGUAGAUGAAAAUGAAUAAAAGAUGUUUGGUAUGGUAUCAACCAUAUACUUUAUUUUGGUUAUCCUUUACAGUAGUUUUUAUAUUCAGGAGUGCUACACAUCUUUAAAGAAACACUACUGUUUCAU